AAAUUUCGUUAUAAAAAAACACAAAGUCCGGAUAAACAAUAACAAUACACUGUGAAACCUCCAGUGAAACAAUUCUAACGCUGAUUUUCCAUUAUUACAUUGCAUCAUACGCGUUGCAGCGAAAUUACUCCUAGGUACCUUAAGGGUGGCAAAAUCAAUUUGAAGCCCAAAGAAAUAGAUCACACAAAUAACCAAAUUUGCAGAGUACCUUAAACAAAAGCGUCACUAUCGCGUUUAUCAAGCAGUAGCAACCUGUCCAGAAGUUAACAAAUAUAUUAAAAACAUGACACGUGGCAAUCAAAGGGACUUGGCUCGGGCAAAAAAUCAGAAGAAACUGGCCGAUCAGACCAAGGGAAAGCGAACUGAUAAUCUAACUGUGGAGCAACGCAAAGCCCGAGAUGCCGAAUUAAUGCGUGAAAAACAAAAGAAAAAGGAGGAAGCAGCCGCUGCUAGUUCGAGCAAAUAGAAGCAAGCCCCUUCUCCUGACCAUUACACCGACUAUAGAGCCAGAUUCAGCUUGUAAAAUAGAUUUUUGCGAAAAUACUUUGAGGCACACUAGUAGAUCGGUAUUAACUAUAGUCACAUACACAGUUCGUUAUACACACAAAGAGAAUGGGCUCAAAGGAAUUUCUAAUUAAUUCGUUUACGUUAAAUAAAUAUGUUGCUAUAUUUCUGAACCAAUUA
Molecule: messenger RNA, 684 nt
Organism: Drosophila willistoni
Lineage: Eukaryota; Metazoa; Arthropoda; Insecta; Diptera; Drosophilidae
Product: putative SERF-like protein
Exons: 3
Coding region: 284-466 (60 amino acids)
Cellular component (GO): cytosol
Source: RefSeq, a predicted model, not a curated record